UGGGGUGUACGGUAAAUAAAUAGAUUUUCAUUUACCAUUAUAUCAGUAUUUCUGUAAGUACGCAAUAAUUCUAGUAAAUUAUGCGUUUGUUACGUUCACUAAAUUGUAUGAAAAGUUUUCUUCAUCACACACAUUGCGAUACACAGUUAUUGGCUAUUUAUGAGUUUGAAUAAAAGAAUUCCCAUCGUCGCUGGUUUAUCUCUGUUAUAGGUGUUUAUUUUGUAUGAAAACUGCGAAUUUCAAGCCUCAAAUUAUUUCCAAAUAAGUGUCAUGAACAAGUUUGACAAGAUUCUUUAAUUUAAAGUGUUAAUUAUUCUUUAAUGAGUUACCAAAACUAGCUGCGCAGAAAUGGAUCAAACAAUAAAAUUGGAGCCUUUAGACCCGGAGCAUACUAGUCCUGACUUCAUACCGUUGCCUAGCUCGCCAUCUCCAAUAGCCAUAAAGUCCGAACCAGGCACAGUUGAGAAAAAUGUUCAGAAGAGAAUUAAAAUAGAACCUGAUGAUGGGAAUAGUAAAAAGCCGCGAAUAAGCACUCCAGAGCCUUCUGUUGUUAGUGUACAAGAUGACGAUGGUGUAGUUAUAAGUGAUAGCGAGGAGUACUACCUUACAGUUUUCAAUUUGCCUGGAAAUUGGUCCUAUGUGCAUAUCAAGAAUUAUUUGGACAAAGAGUGUGGUCAUGUGGAUGAAAUGGAGAUGUUACUCAGACAUAACUCCCAGCCGUCUGCCAUAAGGCUCACUUUCCAAAGUCGGGAGAGAUGUUUACAUGCCUACAAGAUGUUGCAGGAUAAAGUUGUGGAAAAUAACAAGAUUGAAGUUAAAAUGAGCGGUAUGUGUAUAACAAUGUAA
Messenger RNA from Helicoverpa armigera (cotton bollworm), 846 nucleotides. RefSeq lists its product as uncharacterized. The transcript has 2 exons. The record is from RefSeq and is a predicted model, not a curated record. Gene Ontology annotation, molecular function: nucleic acid binding. Bases 349 to 846 code for a protein of 165 amino acids. NCBI's taxonomy places the organism in Eukaryota, Metazoa, Arthropoda, Insecta, Lepidoptera, Noctuidae.